Molecule: messenger RNA, 3596 nt
Organism: Mesoplodon densirostris (Blainville's beaked whale)
Lineage: Eukaryota; Metazoa; Chordata; Mammalia; Artiodactyla; Ziphiidae
Gene: PLEKHA1
Product: pleckstrin homology domain containing A1
Exons: 12
Coding region: 262-1476 (404 amino acids)
Cellular component (GO): membrane; cytoplasm
Molecular function (GO): PDZ domain binding
Source: RefSeq, a predicted model, not a curated record
GGCUGAGGCAGCGCGGGCACGCGUGCGCAGUGCGCGGGCGGGCCGUCGUGGGCUCCGCUCCCGGCAGCUCGGUGCCUGUGGGACCAGGGGCCGCGGCGGCGCCGGUGCUCCCGAGCGAGGGCCGCCGUGAAGUUCGGCGUGAGGAGCGCGGCCGCGCCGGGGCGGGGUGAGCGGGGCCGGGCUCCGGGAGCGCGGCGCCGGCUGAAGCGAGCUGGGAGGCUCGAGGGACCGGCGGGCGCUGUGUAAUGUUCAAGCACAGAAAUGCCUUAUGUGGAUCGUCAGAAUCGCAUUUGUGGUUUUCUAGACAUUGAAGAAAAUGAAAACAGUGGGAAAUUUCUUCGGAGGUACUUCAUACUGGAUACCAGAGAAGAUAGUUUUGUAUGGUACAUGGAUAAUCCACAGAACCUGCCUUCUGGAUCAUCACGUGUUGGAGCCAUUAAACUUACCUACAUUUCAAAGGUUAGCGAUGCAACUAAGCUAAGGCCAAAGGCUGAGUUCUGUUUUGUUAUGAAUGCAGGGAUGAGGAAAUAUUUCCUACAAGCCAAUGAUCAGCAGGACCUAGUAGAAUGGGUAAAUGUGUUGAACAAAGCUAUAAAAAUUACAGUACCAAAGCAGUCAGACUCACAACCUCAUUCUGAUAACCCAAGUCGCCAAGGUGAAUGUGGGAAGAAGCAAGUGUCUUACAGAACUGACAUUGUUGGUGGUGUGCCCAUCAUUACCCCAACUCAGAAAGAAGAAGUAAAUGAAUGUGGUGAAAGUAUUGACAGAAAUAAUUUGAAGCGGUCACAAAGCCAUCUUCCUUACUUUACUCCUAAACCAUCUUCAGAUAGUGCAGUUAUCAAAGCUGGAUAUUGUGUAAAACAAGGAGCAGUGAUGAAAAACUGGAAGAGAAGAUAUUUUCAAUUGGAUGAAAACACAAUAGGCUACUUCAAAUCUGAACUGGAAAAGGAACCUCUCCGCGUAAUACCACUUAAAGAGGUUCAUAAAGUCCAGGAAUGUAAGCAAAGUGACAUAAUGAUGAGAGACAACCUCUUUGAAAUUGUAACAUCGUCUCGAACUUUCUAUGUGCAGGCUGAUAGCCCUGAAGAGAUGCACAGUUGGAUUAAAGCAGUCUCUGGUGCCAUUGUAGCACAGCGGGGACCUGGCAGAUCAGCGUCUUCUGAGCCUUCCCGCUGCCCUUCCGAACCCAAACACGCUCUCCUCUCUGCCGGUGCUACAGCAGCCACCCCGCGAUCCACAGCCUCUCGCAGCGACUCUCUGGUCUCAAGCUUUUCCAUGGAGAAGCGAGGAUUUUACGAAUCUCUUGCCAAGGUCAAGCCAGGGAACUUCAAGGUCCAGACUGUCUCUCCAAGAGAACCAGCUACCAAAGUGACUGAACAAGCUCUGCUAAAACCUCCAAGUGAAAAUGGCCCUCAGGAACACGAUGGUGACCCCGUGGACUUGGAUGACGCAAGCCUUCCAGUCAGUGAUGUGUGAGAUGGGAGCACGUGGAGCCUGACCCGCCUCAUCCGCCCUCAGUGUCCUUUCAAGAGGCUUCUCGCCAAAGAUGAUAAAGGGGAAAGGGGCUUUAAUGCAUAUAGUAUACUGCCUCAUCGAUGUUCUCUUUAUAAGCUGGUAAAGCCAAGAAGCUAGGAUGUGGCCAAACUCAAUGCAAUUUCUUUAAAAAAAAAAAAAAAAAAGAAAGAAAGAAAGAAAGAAAAAAGCCCUAAGUAUCUCAGUGUCAACUGUCUGAAGCUUUGUUCUCAUUGGGAUGAUAAAAGUGUGUGUGUGAUAUUUUUUCCAAGUGAAUUUGACAAUUUAAAUGUUUCACAAUUUAAAACAUGAAAAAUGCUUAUUAAUUAUUUUGGUUGUUUUAAAAAUGCUACUGUGACUUCCAAUUAAAUGUCCAAUCUCUAUACAUUCUUACCAGUUAAUAUUAUUGAAUGAAAUAUUGCCAGACAAAAAUAUCUGAACUCAUGACGUCUGUGGUGCUGUAAAACUUAUAGUACAGUGUGGACUGUUUUGAAAUGAUAGCCAUUUUUGAUGCUCUGGAUCUCAAGGUGAGCAGUGAGUUUUGCAUAGAGGGUAUUAUUGGACAGUUAGUGAGGGUCGUGUGUUGUACUGGGGUGGAGGAAAGGGGAGAAUUAGAAUUCAAACAACCGUAUCUCGGACAUUUAUUUGUAAAAGCUUAAUCAAGACGUGCAGCAGUCAUUGCUUUAUUCAGUGAAAAUUAUUUGAUACGAAAUACCUUGGAGAUCUGAUUUUCUUGUCAGAGUUUUGUAAAAUAGUUCUUAUUUCUGUAUUUGGAUCCGUGAAAGGCCUCACGUUUAUGUGUAAAGACUUACUGCCCUUAGUCAUGCGAUUGCAACCCUGUGUUUUGUCACUAAUCACCUGUAUUCAAGUGCCUGUGUUUUUUCAUCUUGUUUAGGAAUAUUUUGAGAUUAAUGUGCUCAGAACUCCUACAUGAUUGGUUUUAGACAAUUAGGAUAAAAUUAAUUUUCAGUAGCAUAGGUUAAUGUACUAAAUAACAUACCAUUUUGUGUUAGAGAUACCAGAAUGUUGUUAUUCUAUCUGUGCAAUAUAUGUUUUAAAACACAUAUUUGACUUUACAUUUAAUCAUGGGGAUAUCAUAAAUACAAGCACCUUUCUAAAAUAUCGUUCGUUUCAGGUGUUGAGUAAUAGACCAGUUUGAUCAAGUACUGUUUUUACGGUUCAGUCUUAAACAUUUGCUUUAAGAAAAUAGUCUUGAAUUUCACAUGCUGCUAUUUUUAUGAUAUUUUGCCGUAUUACAGUACUGUUCUGAAUUCGUAGAUGUCACUGUUUCUCCUUUUCAUUUUCUAAGAUGACUUCUUGUUUGAGAAAGAGAGGGGAGGGUGGAUUUCUUAUUACAGUGGUGGGGUCCAGAGGUUACUAUCUAUUAUACUAGAAUUAUCAUAGCAUCACUUUAAAAAUCCGAAUGCAUCAAGAAUGCACCACUCAACAUUUUUUUCAUAAGCUAAUAUUUUUAGAAGUUAUAUUUAGAUUUUUCCUUUUUUGCAGCUACAUUUGAGAAUGAUAGAAUGAAAAGGUUUUAAGUAGUUAUCACUUUCUCUGCAGAUAUAUCCAUUACAGCAGCUCUUUUAGAAAGCUCUUUUUUCAUGAACACACCUAAGAAAUCUUGUGUAGACAGUUGGCUAUUUCAGGAGCCUAAUGCUGUUUUCUUUGGUACAGCUUUUACAUUGCAUGUUCAUUUUAAUAUUUUGGUAUUGGUAAUUUGAUAUAUUCCGUAGUGGCAAAAUAUUAGCUCUAUUUUGGGACUUUUUAUAGAACUACCCUUGUAUAAAAUAGAAUAGGGAAGUGGUCUUGUGAUUGUCAGAGUCUCCUAAUAUUUAUCUCAGUACUUUUAUAAUUCUAUGAAAAUUAUUUAAUUAUUUUAAAACUUAUACUUUUCCUGUAAAUAUGUCACAUCUGAAUUGUCAAAGAAUUACUUUGAAUACCUUAAUAUUUGCUGCAUUUUUUUCUGUAUAUAUAACAUGUCUUCUUUCAGAAUGGGAAUAUAUGUGUGCUUCCCAUUGUUUACUUUUAUGUCUGUUAUCUUUAUACAUCAAACUGGUUGAACACUGUAAUGACUUGAGAAU